Triticum dicoccoides is the source of this 838-nucleotide messenger RNA. RefSeq lists its product as uncharacterized. The transcript is spliced from 6 exons. Bases 39 to 641 code for a protein of 200 amino acids. Lineage: Eukaryota; Viridiplantae; Streptophyta; Magnoliopsida; Poales; Poaceae. The record is from RefSeq and is a predicted model, not a curated record.
GUGGGAUCUUCCUGCCACAUGUGCAUCUCGUCCUGCUUAUGAACCCUCUUAACAUCCCCAACUCCGGGCGCCAUUUCUACCUCGCCGUUGACCGCCUCCAGUUCAAGAUGAGGACACUACUGGAGCUCCUAGGUGUUGUCUCUGACCGCCUUGGCCCGGUGCCCAUUGCCAUAUGUGUUUCAUCCCGGGAUGAGCUAGAUGCUGUCUGUGCUGCUGUUGCCAACCUCCCCUUCGUGUCCUUAUCACCGCUGUACAGCGAUCAAGAUGAAGCUGAGCGUGCAUCUGUUCUUGAGAAAUCCCGUCGGGCAGCAAUACAGCGAAAUCAAAUUGAAGAUACUUCUAUUGAUGAAAGUCCCAAGCCUGAAAGUGUGGUCUUGAAGCAAAAUAUUACAGUUGUAACAGAUGCUUGCUUGCCUUCGGCGGCGAUGGGAGAGGCUCCCCUUAUGUCUCGUGUGCUGAUAAACUAUGAAUUGCCUACAAAGAAGGAGGCUUACUUAAGACAUGUAUCAGCAUGCUUGGCAACAGAUGGAAUCGUGAUUAAUAUGGUGGUUGGUGGUGAGGUGGCUCUUCUAAAGUCUCUGGAAGAAACCAGUGGAUUUUUCAUUGCAGAGAUGCCAAUACAUCUUUCCGAGAUAUUAUGAGAGUUUCAAUCCGCUUCAGAAAUUACUGUUACAUGUCAGGACUAACUACUCCAGUUUCUAUUGGUGCUACUUUGACUUGUGGGAUUACUCUUUGCUUGCUUCAUAUGUGGAUUAGUCUUAAAAUUAGGUUUCAGAAUAAUGGGAUUGAUGUUUAUUACUUCUAUUUACUGAGAAAUGGACCCUUCUCUUUUACUUAA